AUGCCGCCCAAGCGAGACCCGAUGCCGCCCAAGCGUCACAGGUCAAGCUCGCUGACGGCGGCGCCGUCGUCAGAGCUCAGCUCCCCGCCCGCGUCACCAAAGAAGCAACGCACCCUCGAGCCCGAGGGCACGCGCUCGCUCGGCAUCCCCAGCCCAGAGCACACGCCGGUGUCGUCCUCGUCCUCCUCGCAGCAGGUGGGCACCCCCACCCCUGCCCCUGCAGCCUUCCCAUCGUCCACGGCCUCCAAGCGUGCGCGCCGCCAGUCGUCGGCUCUCCCCGAGGCCGGGCCGUCAAAACCCAAGCCCAAGCCCAAGCCCAAGGCGACGCCGAAGGGAAGGGCGCGCACGACGGGCACGGCAGACGCGUCAACCCCCUCGCGCCCCGCGCCGAAGAAGCGCAAGGCGUCAUCGGCGGUCAGCAGCAGCCCCGCGCGCUACCUCGCUUCCUCGCCCGAGCCCGUCUCCCCCACCCCGCGGUCGGCGCGCCGGCCUUCCCCGCCGUCCAGCCUCACCGACCUCCCGUCGUCCCCACUCAAGGCGCCGUCGUCGCGUACUGGGUCGCCCGCGCCGCGCAAGACGCGCACGGCUGACGACGACAGCGGAAGCGAGGACGGCGUGCUGAGUUUGGGGAAAUGGAUGGAUCGCUCAGAGCGGGAGGGCAAAGUCAAGGGCCCCCGGCCAAGGUCACCGCCGGUCGGAGUUAGGGACCCUACACCGCCGCUGUUCAAGCCAACGCAGCUUCCCUCUGGUGUGGGCAUCGGCGACCCCUGCCUCGUCAAGGACCGAACUUGUUACUUUGUCGCCGUGCUGCUCGCUUUCCAUCCCGCCACAACGCGCGAGGAGCAGCAGAGGCGCGGCGGGGACAAGUACGAGGUUGAGGACCAGACGGGCGAGCGCCGCCUCGUGGCGCGCCACCAUGUCCUCUUCGAGUCUGACGGGGAGCCGUUUGCGAAGGCCAAGAUUGGCCAGCUCAAGGAGGUGGCGGUGAAGCGCACGACGCUCGACGUUGUUCAGCGCACGACAAGCGUGUUCAAAGAUCUCGACCGCGAGCACCAGCUUGAACAAAUCAAGCCCCACCUGCACGCUAUCGUCAAGGAGGAGUUUGAGCCCGCGCAGUGGCGCGCCGACCUGUUCUUCGAUGGCGAGUUUGGCCUGCUGGACAAGAACACUUCGGCAGGCGAUAUCCCAGAGGACGAAGCCCAGAACGUCAUCAUCCCCUGGCUGUUCAAGUGGAACAAUGGCGCUAUGGCCUCGGACGAAACGGUGCGCCACCCGCCCGAAGGCUCGGAGCGGCAUGACGCUCUGCGGGACGGCCAGCGGUUGUCAUAUGUCUCGCGCGUCCUCUUCCCCGAGGCGGUCAUCGAGCUGUGUAUCCGCUCGUACGACAUCCCUGGCUCCCCAGCCGAAGCGUAUGCCACGGCCAAGGACAAGCUCGAGGAGCUCGCCGGCCAGGCGUUCACAUGGCGCUCGCGUCGAACCAACAUCAACCAUCAACGCCGCGAGAUUCGUAGAAAAUUCGACAUCAAGUCGGACGACGAAGACGACGAGGAGCGCCGGCGCCACGAGUAUAACCUCACCCCCAUCAACGCCGAGCGUCGCGAGCGCAAGGCCCCCACCCGUUUCCGCGGCGGCGAGUAG
Messenger RNA from Vanrija pseudolonga, 1638 nucleotides. RefSeq lists its product as uncharacterized. Bases 1 to 1638 code for a protein of 545 amino acids. The transcript has 3 exons. The record is from RefSeq and is a predicted model, not a curated record. Lineage: Eukaryota; Fungi; Basidiomycota; Tremellomycetes; Trichosporonales; Trichosporonaceae.